Prorocentrum cordatum is the source of this 1039-nucleotide messenger RNA. NCBI's taxonomy places the organism in Eukaryota, Dinophyceae, Prorocentrales, Prorocentraceae. The record is from the annotation of a GenBank genome assembly.
GUUUUUCAUCCUGGGUCGUUGUUUGUCUGUCCUCGGGCCUAGUGAGGGCCCCGAGAGGCCGACAUUGGCGAAAAGGACGCCCAUCCUUGUCGAUUCACGACGCGAGCAUGUCUGGGUGUAGAUCCCUCUUCCCCUUCGCCCCCGCGCCCGCCUCUCGCGCAGCCACCGGCCGGCUCAGCCGUGCGCCCCGUCCGCGGAGCGGGCGGCACCCUCGAGGCUAGACUGGCGCUCGCCCCUGCAGCCACAGCGCCCCGCCUCCGGGGCUUUCCGGAGCCAUGCUCCCGCAUUUUGUCAACGUGGUGCUCUGGGCGAUCGUCUCCGUCGCCCUGCCGGCUGUCCAGACGUUCCACGCGCUGCAGGAGAAGACGGACGGACCUGACGCACCACAGAAGACAUGGUUGUUCUACUGGGUCGCGUACGUGGCAAUGUCGUGGGUGUUCUUCUACUUUGACUGGGCCUUUAGAAUCCCUUUCUUCGUCCUGUCGUGGUUCAUGGACGUUUAUUUCGAGGUGCAGAUUCUGCUGGUGCUGUUCCUGGUGUUGCCCAAGACUCAGGGCAUCAGAAUCGUUCAGGCGUGGGUGAAGGAGAACGGGGUCGAGGCAGCCAAGACGGUGAUGGAUCAGACUCAGGGGUUCGCGCUGGAGGGCUACCGGUUGGCCACUGGUGUCCUGUCUGGAAUCGACAAAAGGUUGGAGUGAGGCUUGCGAGGACUCCCGUCCGCUUGGCGCGGACCGUGCAGAUCACAGCUUAAAGCUUCGCCUCUCCGCGCCUGGGACUCAAGUCGGCUUGUAGCGCCGCUGUCCGCAUGUGGGGCGUUCCAAAAAGGAGCAGAAGCGGAUGCGCAGCGGACAUGGGGACAGUGGGGCUGUCCCAGGGAGACCUCUCUCUGGCAGUGGAGAGAGUCCGCGGCCGCGCCUUCCGCCCGACCCGGCGAUGCUGUCCGGCUGUCGGAGGCGACCCUGGGGGCUUAGGCUUGAGAGCCUGGGAGCGGCCCCGCGCAUCAGCUGCGAGGGGGCCUCAUCCGAGUGCGGCCGCCAUC